Molecule: messenger RNA, 1528 nt
Organism: Micromonas pusilla CCMP1545
Lineage: Eukaryota; Viridiplantae; Chlorophyta; Mamiellophyceae; Mamiellales; Mamiellaceae
Exons: 2
Biological process (GO): regulation of DNA-templated transcription
Cellular component (GO): nucleus
Molecular function (GO): transcription coregulator activity
Source: RefSeq, a predicted model, not a curated record
AUGGACGCCGUCGCGGCGCCCCCCGCGGCGUCGGCGCCUGCGGCGACGCUCGACUACGCCACCCCGGGCGCGCGCGCGACCGCGCCCACCACCGAGCUCCCGCGGGCUGGCGACGACGCCCCCGCGCCAACCUCAGAUCCUCGUCCGACGACGUCCGGCGCGGCGUCGCUGCGAUCGGGUAUGGAGACCGGGGACGAGAGCGACGACGAGGACUUCGACCCGAACGCGCGGAGCCCCGGGGACGACGGCAGCGACGACGACGGGACGACGCCGGAGAAGGACGACGACGACAGCGACGACGACGACGACGACUCGGACUCGGACUCGGACGCUGAAGAUUCCGACGCCGAAGCGCGACGCACGCUCCUCGCGACGCUCCCGCACCGCGACGCGCCGACGCCGGCGGGCUCCGAAGGCGGCGGCGGUGGCGGCGGCGGCGCCAGCGCCGCGGAGACGGAAGACCUCGUGGACAGCGACGAGGAGGACACAGACUCCGACGACGACUCGUCGUCCGACGACGAUUUAGAAUCCGUCUCGCUCGUCCCCGAGGACUCCAACGCGCUCGACGCGUCCGUGAGCGCCCGCCGCGGCGCGCGCGACGACGACGACGACGAGACCGCGGACGACGCCGACGGCGGGGUCACCGCGAGCGCGGGGGCGACGCCGUGCACGUCGGCGGUCGCGCGCGCGGCGUUCAGCGGCGUCGGCGAGGAGGUCACGUCCCCCGGCGGCGGCGGCGGCGCCGCGCAGUCACUGAAGCGGCCGCACUCUGGCGCGCGCGACGACAGCGACGGCGAGACCUCCGACACCGGGAUGAUCGCGAAGCGGACGCGCGCGCACGUCAACUUGCACGACGUGGACGUGGACUACCUCGAGAAGAUGAUGCCGUUGCCCGCGGACGAGGACGCAUAUCAGUUUUUCGACGACGACGAGGAGUACGCGAACUUUCUGAGCGCGAUCAGUUUAGAUUUCAACGUCCCCGCGCCCGGUGAGGGCGGCGGCGGGGACGACGGCGACGACGAGCACGACGAUGAUGACGAUGACGACGACGAUGACGACUACGCGCUCGUGGACCCGAAAGCCGCGCGCGUGGAUCGGAGACUCAAGUCGCUGAACGAGCUGCAGAACCUGCCCCCCGCGCAGCGGCGGACGAAGCACCGAAAGAACGAGCCGUACGUGUACAAGCCAAAGUCGGAGAGGCCGCAGUACAAGGAGCGACCGAUAUACAGCACCGUGCGCACGCGGAGGAUGCUGCGCGUCGCAGCGGAGCAGAGACGCGACGCCGCGGUCGCCGCCGCCGCGGGCGCGGCGUCGCUGCCGCGAGGCGUCAGCGGCGGCGACUUCUCCCCUUCGCAGAUCGGCGCGUUGCACGGGAUGGUCCACGAUCACGUGCAACUCUUGCUUCAGACCUUCGCUCGCACCGCGUGGAACCCCGCGCCGGAGAUGCAGCAGGUCGCGCGGCAGACGCUGGACAACAUCAACGCGAUGGUGUACCUCACGACGUCGCGGCUGCAGGCGAAAUCGCAGC